This is a messenger RNA of Zonotrichia leucophrys gambelii, 2533 nucleotides long. It is a transcript of the gene ITGB6, whose product is annotated as integrin subunit beta 6. Gene Ontology annotation, biological process: cell-matrix adhesion; cell migration; integrin-mediated signaling pathway. Gene Ontology annotation, molecular function: integrin binding. The transcript has 15 exons. Bases 1 to 2370 code for a protein of 789 amino acids. Lineage: Eukaryota; Metazoa; Chordata; Aves; Passeriformes; Passerellidae. The record is from RefSeq and is a predicted model, not a curated record. Gene Ontology annotation, cellular component: focal adhesion; integrin alphav-beta6 complex; cell surface.
AUGGGGAUUGAAUUGCUUUGCCUCUGUUUCCUAUUUCUGCAAAGAAAUAACUAUGUGCAAGGUACCUGUUCUCAGGAAAGCACAGUGACUUGUGAAGAUUGUUUGCUUUCCGGACCACGCUGCGCUUGGUGUUUGCAAGAGAAUUACACAGACUCAUUUGGAAUUCACGGGAGGUGUGAUACCCUGGAAAAUCUUUUGUCCAAAGGAUGCCAGCUGAAUUUGAUUGAGUUUCCCAUUUCAGAAGUAGAAAUUCACAGAAAUGAUCCCCUAACUGCAUCAUCCCAGAAGAACAGUUCUGAUGUCACACAGAUUUCUCCCCAGAAAUUAAGUCUGAGGCUGCGACCAGGACAUGAGGAAACAAUACAGAUCAAGGUUCGCCAGACUGAAGAUUAUCCAAUUGAUCUCUACUACCUCAUGGAUCUUUCAGCCUCCAUGGAUGAUGAUCUGAACACAAUCAAAGAACUGGGCUCAACUCUUUCCAAAGAGAUGUCAAAACUGACAAGCAACUUUAGGCUGGGGUUUGGAUCUUUUGUUGAAAAACCAGUUUCACCAUUUAUCAAAACUACAGCGGCAGAAAUAAACAACCCUUGCAGAACUGUACCCUACGAGUGCUUACCCACCUUUGGAUAUAAAAAUGUUUUGCCACUAACAAAUGAUGCUGAAAAAUUCAAUGAAAUUGUGAAAGGACAGCGAAUUUCUGCUAAUAUAGACACUCCAGAGGGAGGAUUUGAUGCAAUUAUGCAGGCAGCUGUUUGCAAGGAAAAAAUUGGCUGGAGGAAUGAUUCUCUACAUUUGCUGGUGUUUGUGAGUGAUGCUGAUUCCCAUUUUGGGAUGGACAGUAAACUGGCAGGGAUUGUUAUUCCUAAUGAUGGGAACUGUCAUUUGGACCACAAUAAUGAAUAUUCCAUGUCAACUGUUCAGGAGUAUCCAACAAUUGGACAAUUAAUUGACAAACUUGUGCAAAACAAUGUUCUAUUAAUUUUUGCUGUAACAAAUGAGCAAGUUCACAUAUAUGAGAAUUAUGCAAAGCUUAUUCCUGGAGCUACUGUUGGACGACUACAGAAGGAUUCUGGAAAUAUUCUCCAGCUGAUCAUUUCUGCAUAUCAGGAGCUGAGGUCUGAGGUUGAAUUGGAGAUCCUGGGAGAGACGGAAGGGCUCAAUCUCUCCUUCACGGCCAUCUGUAACAAUGGGACCUUUUUUCCACAUCAGAGGAAAUGCUCUCAUGUGAAAGUGGGAGAUACAGUCUCUUUCAAUGUGACUGUUAGUCUCUCUUCGUGUGAAAAAACCAGAAGGCUUAUCAAGAUAAAACCUGUGGGCCUCAGCGAUGUGCUGGAGAUGGAAAUUCAUCCCCUCUGCAGCUGCGAGUGCCAGGCCAAGGCCGAGAAGCAGAGCCCGAAGUGCAGCCAAGGGAAAGGCUCCCUGGAGUGCGGGGUGUGCGUGUGCAGCCCCGGCUACGUGGGGCCGCGCUGCGAGUGCCACGAGAGCUCUCUCGGUGCCAGCUCCUGCCGGGGCCCGGCCGAGCAGAGCUCCUGCAGCGGCAGAGGCGACUGCUAUUGCGGGCAGUGCCUGUGCCACCCGUCCCCCUAUGGCAAGGUCUACGGGCCCCGCUGCGAGUGCAAUGACUUCUCGUGCGUCCGGCACCGCGGCCUGCAGUGCGCAGGCAAUGGUGACUGUGACUGUGGCGAAUGCAGAUGCCACAGUGGAUGGACUGGUGAAUACUGUAAUUGCACAACUGAUACCAGCACCUGCCUUGCUGAGGAUGGGACACUGUGCAGUGGGAGAGGUGAAUGCAUCUGUGGGACGUGUGCUUGCACCCAUCCAGGGGCCUCAGGCCAAACGUGUGAAAAAUGCCCACUCUGCGGUGACCCCUGCAGUUCCAGAUGGAGCUGUGUGGAAUGUCACUUGGCUGCUGAUGACAAGUCACUGGGAGAUUGCAGUGAAAAAUGCAAAUUGGUUGAUGCAACUGUCAGCAUGGAAAAGGAUUAUUCAGAGGAUAAAUCCAUUUCCUGCUCUUUGCAGGGAGAAAAUGAGUGUAUAACCACAUUUCUACUGGCUGUGGAUGAACAGGGAAGGACAGUCAUUCACAACAUAGAACGGAAAGAUUGUGCACAGCAUCCAAAUAUCCCAAUGAUAGUGGUGGGUGUCACCCUUGCUAUCCUUCUCAUUGGCAUUGUUUUACUUUGCAUAUGGAAAUUACUGGUGUCACUUCAAGACCGAAAAGAGGUGGCCAAGUUUGAAGCAGAAAAAUCAAAAGUUAAAUGGCAAACGGAAACAAAUCCACUGUACAGAGGCUCAACAACCACUUUUAAAAAUGUGACUUACAAGAACCAAGAUAUGCAUAAAAGACCCAUGGCUGCAGGCUUCUAUUAGCACCUCCAACACUACAAGCUUAAGUUUUACUGGCAGGAAAUCUGAAUCUAAACUUGUUUCUUCUCAGCUGAUUAUGUGAUAUUUGUUUACAAGUUGCAGUGAUAUAACAUUCUGUUAGAGAAUAUAUAUCUUGUGUUGGGACAAAUAAAGAUAACAUAUUAGU